CAAUGACCUUAAUUGGCCUAAGCUACGCAAGCCAAUUAAUUAUGCAGUGCGCAGUGGAACAUGAAACGUGAUCUGAAUUGAAGACUCAAACAUAAUUACCUGCUGUUGUAAGUCAGUUGGCCAGGCGGCUCAUAUCUGAAAGUGGCUUAGAAACCCCAAAAAGCCGAAAAUGAUCUACUCGGACAAUUGCUGUUGCUGCGUGGAGCUGAAGUGCGGAUGCAUUCUGAUAGCCAUCGUUGAGGUGCUGAUCCGUGGACUGGAUCGCUUCUUUGUUGAUCGUGACAGCCUGCUGGGACUUCUUUCCCUCGUGGUGAGCGGUAUCUACGUCAUCUGCUGCAUCUUCCUACUGCUCGGAGCAGUUCUGGGCCUGAGAUAUUUUCUAUUGCCCUACCUCUCAGUUUCCUGCCUCCGAUUCCUUAUUUUGGUUGCCGAGGGCGUGUUUGUGGCCACAGAAGGCAUCAUGAGUGAAUAUCUAGUCUUUGAUGUUCUCCAAUCCCUUCUAGGCUUGUACUUUUGGUUGGUGGUCUACUCCUAUUACGAUCGGUUAAAGGACGCAUGAGCUUGUAUAUUUUAGACUAUUUUGUUAAAUAAAAUAAUUCUUGUCUAUGUA
Drosophila yakuba is the source of this 610-nucleotide messenger RNA. RefSeq lists its product as uncharacterized. The record is from RefSeq and is a predicted model, not a curated record. The coding region runs from base 170 to 559 and encodes 129 amino acids. Lineage: Eukaryota; Metazoa; Arthropoda; Insecta; Diptera; Drosophilidae. The transcript has 4 exons.